AUGAUUGAUUCCGCUAGAUAUCAUAGCCAUAGUAGUGGAAAUCAGGGAAGUGGACAUGGUAUGGACCACACACCCUCCAGUCCUACUUCACAUUCACACAGUCCAAAUAGCCACCAUUCAUUCAGUCCAGGUGUUAAUAAUCUUCCAUCAUACCAACAACACCAACAAAUGCAACAACAACAACGUUCAAUGGUAAAGAGUGAUUCAUCUCAAAGUAUAUCAUCUCCUCCAUCACCUUUAUUAACAUCUUCUUCUCCUUCAACUCCACUUUCAGAAAGUGGUAUUGUUUCAAAUAAUAAUACUAAUAAUAAUAAUAAUAAUGGUAACAACAACAACAACAACAACAAUAAUUCACAUCAACAAAUGCAACAUGGUCAACAAAAUAACAAUGGUGGUGCUCCACCAAGUUCUAAACCCGGUUAUCAAACUUGUUCACAUGCAAACCAUGAACUUUGGUGGAGUACAAGUCCAGAAUUACCAGUUAGUGAAUUUUACACUCGAUCUUAUAAAUGUAAAAGAUGUUAUAUAAGACAACAAACUGAAAGUAAAAAGACUAGACAAAGUCCAAUUGGUAAUGGAAAUAAUGGUCACAUGGGAGGCAACAACAACAAUCACUCACCACCUCAUAGUUAUUCUCAUUCAAAUCAACAACAUCAACAACAACACCAACAACAACAACAACAAAAUCAACACCAUCAUCAUCUUCAACAUCAAAACCCCUAUUCAAAUCAAAAUAGUUCAAACUCAAACUCAAAUUCAAACUCAAAUUCAAACUCAAAUUCAAACUCAAACUCAAACUCAAACUCAAAUUCAAACUCAAACUCAAACAACAACAAUAAUAAUGUAAAUAAUUGUAAUAUUAAUGGAAGUGGAUUUCACCAAAAUAGUAACACUAGUAAUAGUCAUAAUAAUAAUAAUAAUAAUAAUAAUAAUAAUAAUAAUAAUAAUAACAAUAAUAAUAAUAUUAAUAAUAAUAACAAUAAUAAUAACAAUAAUAACAAUGGUAAUAAUAUAAACUCAAAUAUUGAUAAUGCCAUAAAUCAAACAUUUUCCCAAAAUUCAAUAUUGAGUAGUUUGGCUAAUCUCUCAUCAUCGUAUUCCUACAAUGGCAACACUAUAAAAAAUGGCGGAGGUAAUCAACAAUUACAACAAUUCGAAAGAAAACAAAGCAAAUACUUAGCAAAAAAACAUAUGAAGCACCAAGAGGAGGCGCAACUCAAUGGAAUUAGUGGUUAUGAUAAUAGUAGUAUUAGUGGUGGUAGUGAGGAUGAACAUAAUUAUCCAAUUAAUCCAAUUAAUUAUAUUGAUCAAGUUAUAAAUAAUAGUGGUAAAUUUAAUUCAAGUAGUAUGAAUAAAGGUAUUGGUAUCAAUCAUCACCAUCACAAUAAUAAUAAUAACAACAAUAUUAAUAAUAAUAAUAAUAAUAAUAAUAAUAAUAAUAAUAAUAAUAAUAAUAAUAAUAAUAAUAAUAAUAAUAACAAUAACAAUAACAAUAACAAUAGUAGUAGUGGAUCACCAAAAUUAGAUAAUGAAUCUGAUGAGAAAAAAAUUGAGUCUUAUCAUUAUAUGUUUCAAAAUUUACAUCCAAUGAUUGAUCGAGAUCCAAAUAGUCAAGGUUACAUCGACAGUUAUCUAUCUGGUCGUCUUGAACAAAGUCAAUACUUUACAACAUUUAGAAUAAAGGGUAAUCUUGGUGGUGUUUCUGGUAAUGGUAAUGGAGCGAAUAGUAAAAUAGGUGGAUUUAUAACAGAGGUUAUUGUAGGUGGUAAAACUUUUAGAGGAAUCGUUUUUGAAGAUUUGAAGAGCUCAAAUCAAACAAAUAAUCAUUCCCAAAACUUUUCACCAAAUCAAUCUGGAACCAAUUUAAAUAAUAGUAAUAGCAAUAUACCUUCUUCAAAAAAAAUUAAAGAUAAAAAUAUUUCUCCUUCUUCUUUUUUACCAACAAUAGGUUCAACAACCUCUACAAGCAAUCAAUUAUCUAAUGGUUAUAGUAAUGUACCAACCUCUAAUGAAUUAGAAGCACUUUUAAUACUAGGAAAACAAGUUAAAAACGAUGAAGAGUCUAAAAAAAGAAAAAAACCUUACAGUUCAGAUACAGAGGAUCAAUCUUCGUAUGCUUUAAAAACAAAUUUAUUUAAAUAA
Molecule: messenger RNA, 2142 nt
Organism: Dictyostelium discoideum AX4
Lineage: Eukaryota; Evosea; Eumycetozoa; Dictyosteliales; Dictyosteliaceae
Exons: 2
Coding region: 1-2142 (713 amino acids)
Source: RefSeq, a predicted model, not a curated record